GUCAUGUGACGUCACAUUCCUCUCGCGUUACUUCGCGUGAAGUCUCGUGUCUCUCCUCUGACAGUUGGAAACAUGGCGGACGAGCACGGACGGAAAUGGGACCGCUGUCUCGCUGACACCGCCGUGAAAACAGUGACUGGCCUCGCUGUGGGCGUUGUGUUCUCCGUCCUUUUCUUUAAACGGCGCACAUGGCCUGUCGCACUGGGUUCAGGCAUGGGACUGGGCAUGGGAUACUCCAACUGCCAGCAUGACCUCAGGUCACCGUACCUGAUUCAUGGCCGCAUAGUUAAGGACCAGUAGUGAGAGACUAAAGAUGAGGAACCCAUGAAGUUUCUCAUCUGUUUUUGUGUUGUCCUUUGUUAUAUUGCUGCUCAUUUCUGUCCUGGCACUCAAGGGUGCCCACAUUGUGUUUCAUCAAAGGGCAGUUGGUGUAUAUUUAAUAAAGUGAUUAUGGAAAACUCCA
This is a messenger RNA of Larimichthys crocea (large yellow croaker), 463 nucleotides long. RefSeq names its product MICOS complex subunit MIC10. The record is from RefSeq and is a predicted model, not a curated record. NCBI's taxonomy places the organism in Eukaryota, Metazoa, Chordata, Actinopteri, Sciaenidae. Gene Ontology annotation, cellular component: mitochondrial inner membrane; mitochondrion; MICOS complex. The transcript has 4 exons. The coding region runs from base 73 to 300 and encodes 75 amino acids.